Molecule: messenger RNA, 2301 nt
Organism: Mycosarcoma maydis (corn smut)
Lineage: Eukaryota; Fungi; Basidiomycota; Ustilaginomycetes; Ustilaginales
Exons: 1
Coding region: 1-2301 (766 amino acids)
Molecular function (GO): protein binding; asparaginase activity
Source: RefSeq, a predicted model, not a curated record
AUGUCGAGCUCGGGCGAAGCGCUCGUUCUCUGUCUCUAUGCCGGAGGCACGAUCGGUAUGGUGCGCAAGGACGCUUCUUCAGGGUUCGCACCGUACCCCUCUUUCCUCACCGAAACUCUGCGCAGCCAGUCGCGCUUUCAUGAUCCGCACGCUGAUUCAAUCUUUUCCUGGUCUGACUCAGUCGAUCGAUACAAGGCUUGGAGUGAGGCUUUUACUCGCCCUGGUUCGGGAGCUUCGACGCCUUUGCAAGGUGCUGUCAGUGGUAGUGCGUCCAACUCGCUUCCGAACGAGCAACAAAUCUCUGAAGCUGUCGCAGAGAAGCAAAGCGCAACUGUCGACGUCAACGGCGCCUCUUUCCCGAACAAGAAGCGCAAAAAUGAGCACGAAUCAAUCGGCAAUCCUGGCUCCUUGACUCCCUCCACGCAGGCCCAUCUGGAACACCUUUACGCCGAUACGGCCUCUCGCCCCGCCUCUGGCGCAGCGUCGUCUGCAGCGCCGCCAUUCGGUCAUCCGGUCCUCGUUCGGUCUUCAGCACCCAAGGGCACAUCAACCCAUCAUGCCCUCUCCUCCAACCUCUCGUCCGACGCCAAGCACCUCGAACUUCAAUUACCCACGCUCAUCACCCCUCGUGGCGGUGUUAACGGCAAACGCGUCCGCUAUGCAGUGCUCGAAUACGACCCAUUGCUCGACUCGUCCGAAAUGGACAUUCCCGACUGGAUUCGUCUAGCCUCGGACAUCUCGCUCAACUACGAAAACUUCGACGCGUUCAUCGUGCUUCACGGUACAGACACCAUGGCUUAUACCGCGUCGGCGCUGAGCAUGCUUCUCGAAAACUUGGGCAAGUCGGUAAUUGUCACCGGUGCUCAAGUGCCACUUUCGGAACUUCGAAACGAUGCCAUCGAAAACGUGCUGGGUGCACUCAUGUUGGCCGGAUCCUACAUCAUCCCCGAGGUCGGCCUCUACUUUGCUUCUACGCUCUACCGAGGCAAUCGAACGAGCAAGGUCUCGAACAAUGCACUCGCCGCUUUCGACUCACCCAAUAUGGCGCCAUUGGCUCGCGUCGGGAUCAACAUCGAAGUCGCCUGGAACCUUGUCGAGCGCUCGAGAACAGUCAAGGGUUUUCGCGCGCACGAUAAAAUGUCGCCCAACGUCGCUCUUCUUCGUCUCUUCCCCGGCCUCCCCACGAGCACAGUCAAAAGCUUCCUCUCUCCGCCACUCGAAGGCGUUAUCCUCGAAUCGUACGGUGCAGGCAAUGCACCCUCGCGACAAGACCUGUUGGACGUCUUUCAACACGCUUCCGAUCGUGGUUUGGUGAUCGUCAACAUCACGCAGUGCGUCCAAGGCGAAGUGUCAGCGAUCUACGCUGUCGGGAAAAAGUUGGAAGCGGUGGGCGUGGUAGCGGGUGGCGACAUGACGCCGGAAUGUGCGUUGGCUAAAUUGUCGUAUUUAUUGGCGAAAGGGUUGGAGCCGCACGAGAUCCGCGAGUUGAUGGGCAGACCGUUGAGGGGCGAAUUGACGAGCAGUCGUGGUGCGGGGAGCAGCCAUGCCACUUUGGCACAGGAGUUGACGCCAGCAGGUGCCAAAGCGGUCAAAGCGGACGUCAAGACGUUGCUGGCGCACAUCCUGCAGAGUCCGCACCAGUUGCAAUCUGCAUCGUCGGCGGCGAACAAGAAGAGCGGCGUCGAGAUGGAGCGCCAAGCAAACACACAAGCACUCGCCUCUGCUGCCGGAUGGGACAGCUCGUCUGCCCAAGUCUCCGCUGCCACGCUCGCGGUGCUGCCGUAUCUGAUCUACGAGGCGGCUUGCUCGAACGAUCUGCCCAUGCUGCAAUGGCAUCUUCACGCGCUCAACCAGCUCGAAACUGUGCCCACCAUCUCGAUCGACGAAGAACACUUCCAUCCAUCCACACUCAUCGCGUCCGCCUCGGUCAACACAGGCGACACUGCGGCCACAUCGCACACUAUCGACGCAUGCGUUUCUAAACCAGACUCAACCACGCCGUUGGAAAAGCUGCAGCCACUCCAUAUCGCUGCCGCCAGAGGGUUCACCGGUGUGGUCGAACAACUGCUGCAAGCAGGCUGCAGCGUACAUGCGCGUCACGCCGCAAGUGGUCACUCGCCGCUCUUUCUCGCUUGCAAGAACGCCAAUGGCGCUACCGCGAAACUGUUGCGAGAUGCAGGCGCUCAUUUCAAGGAAGACGAGGUGAGGCUGGCUAGGUCUUUGCUGCACAGCCAGCAACAGAACAAGCAGACCACACAAGCAAAGGCGAUCUGGGAGCUGGCUGGUUUGUCGUUGGCCUAG